ACGGCGGGGCGCGCGCGGGCCCGACCCGCCGCCCCGAGCGAGGACCUUCUGGGAGGAUCACACCUGGGGGGGGCUGCGGAAGAGAAUUCCCUUUGGACACCCUGGUUGGCACAAGGCUCCCACUCCCUGGGUGUUUGGGCAGGACAGGUUUUACUCCGAGGAGCAGGACCAGCACCCGGGGCAGCAAUGGAGCGCCUGGCCUCCUUCAGCAAUGACCCCUUUGACAAGCCCCCGUGCCGAGGCUGCUCCUCGUACCUCUCGGAGCCCUACGUGAAGUGUGCUGAGUGUGGGCCCCCUCCCUUCCUCCUGUGCCUGCAGUGUUUCACCCGAGGAUUUGAAUACAAGAAACAUCAAAGUGAUCACACCUAUGAGAUAAUGACGUCCGAUUUCCCUGUCUUGGAUCCCAACUGGACAGCUCAGGAGGAAAUGUCUCUCCUCGAAGCUGUGAUGGACUGUGGAUUUGGGAACUGGCAGGACGUAGCCAACCAGAUGUGCACCAAAUCCAAGGAGGAGUGUGAGAAGCACUACAUGAAACACUUCAUCAACAACCCCCUGUUUGCAUCCACCCUGCUGAACCUGAAGCAGGCAGAGGAGGUGCAGCACCAGGAAACAGCCAUUCCCUUCCACCCUGCUGAUGAUCCCCCAAGGCCAACUUUUGAUUCCUUGCUCUCCAGGGACAUGGCUGGGUACAUGCCAGCCAGAGCUGACUUUGUUGAGGAGUUUGACAACUAUGCCGAAUGGGAUUUGAGAGAUAUUGAUUUUGUAGAAGAUGAUUCAGACAUUUUGCAUGCCCUGAAGAUUGCAGUUGUAGAUAUCUAUCAUUCCAGGUUAAAGGAAAGGCAGAGAAGGAAAAAAAUUAUAAGAGAUCAUGGCCUGAUCAACCUCAGAAAAUUUCAGAUUUUGGAGAGGCGGUACCCGAAGGAGGUUCAGGACCUUUACGAGACCAUGCGACGCUUCGCCCGCAUCCUGGGCCCGGUGGAGCACGACAAGUUCAUCGAGAGCCACGCACUGGAGUUUGAGCUGCGAAGGGAAAUAAAGAGACUCCAGGAAUACAGAGCAGCAGGAAUCACCAAUUUCUGCAGUGCCAGGACCUACGACCACCUGAAGAAGAGCCGGGACGAGGAGCGGCUGAAGCGCACGAUGCUCUCGGAGGUGCUGCAGUACAUCCAGGACAGCAGCGCCUGCCAGCAGUGGCUCAGCCGCCAGGCAGACAUUGAUUCUGGCCUGACUCCCACGGUACCAGUUCCUUCAACUACAGGCAGACGGAGCGCCCCACCUCUGAACCUCACAGGGCUGCCAGGGACAGAGAAACUCAACGAGAAGGAGAAGGAGCUCUGUCAGAUGGUGAGGUUGGUCCCUGGAGCCUAUUUGGAAUAUAAAGCUGCUUUAGUGAACGAGUGCAACAAACAGGGGGGCCUGAGACUGGCGCAGGCUCGAGCCCUCAUCAAGAUCGAUGUGAACAAAACCAGGAAAAUCUAUGACUUCCUGAUCAGAGAAGGAUACAUCACAAAGGCCUGAGGACAGGCAGCUUUGGCUGGAGCAGGCAGAUGCGGAGAAGCUUUGAAGUCACUUUGACAGCGCUGAAAGAUUUUACCAGUGUUGAAUGAAGGACAUUUCCUUUUGUUUGAAACCUUU
Pipra filicauda (Wire-tailed manakin) is the source of this 1635-nucleotide messenger RNA. RefSeq names its product transcriptional adaptor 2A (gene TADA2A). Gene Ontology annotation, molecular function: transcription coactivator activity; chromatin binding; protein binding. The record is from RefSeq and is a predicted model, not a curated record. The coding region runs from base 187 to 1518 and encodes 443 amino acids. The transcript is spliced from 16 exons. Gene Ontology annotation, biological process: chromatin remodeling; regulation of transcription by RNA polymerase II. Gene Ontology annotation, cellular component: nucleus; SAGA-type complex. Lineage: Eukaryota; Metazoa; Chordata; Aves; Passeriformes; Pipridae.